AAAAGAAUUGUGUCAAAUUGAACAGCUGAUUUGCUGAUUAUCUGCAGGAAAAUGGCGAGCCAAUGUAAAUCGCGAAAAAUCCAAUAAAUUUAAGUGUUUUCCGUCCCGAAGCUGUUAAUUAACACAGUAAACCAUGCCUGGUACUAGUCUUGUGGUACCUGUGGUAAUGUGGGGCAAGUUUGCCCCUACACAUUGCAUUUCAUGCAUUUAUUUGUCAAAAGACCAGAAGACUUUAGCUACUGGGUGUUAUGAUGGACAAAUAUGCCUUUGGCAAGUAGAUCCGGACACCCUUGAGAUGACUCCUAGGUGUCUUCUUGUGGGGCACACAGCACCCAUCCUAUGCAUUUCAAGAGCCUCGAUAGUGCAAGAUAACAACUACAUCGUUAGUAGCUCAGAAGCAGGAGAGAUGUGUACCUGGGACAUUACAGAUGGUAAAUGCAGGGAGGCAGUAAAGUUACCACAAGUUCACACUAAUAUGCAAGCUUACCACAUGUGUAACUGUGAGGAUGUCAGACUAUUUUGCAACGGCUAUUACCCAGAAAUCUUGGUUAUGGAUCCCUUUAGCCUGGAAAUUUUGUUCACAUUAUCAUCUAAACAAAAUCCUGACUGGAUAAGCGCUUUACACGUGCUUCGGCCAGCGAAACGCAAAGAUGAUGUCGUUCUUGCAUUAACAACCACAGGGAUGGUGAAGGUGUGGACUUUGUUGGGUCAUGAAAAUAAACAUUCUGAACCUAUUUAUGAAAAUGAAAGUAAACAGAUUCGGACCUUGAAUGCAGUUUGUUUGCAAUGCUGUGCGUAUAACCAGAGGACGGUGUUAGUAGUUUGUACUAAGUAUUGGCAGAUUUAUGAUGCAGGAGAUUUUAGUGUGCUUUGCUCUUAUUUAACCCCACGAGGAGAACGCUGGAUGUCAGGUGACUUUUUAGCAGUUGACCGAAUCAUCAUGUGGUCAGAUGCUGGCAAAGGUUAUAUGUAUAAACUACCUGCCAAAAAGCUGCGUGGAAAGAAUAUUAACAAUAGUAGUACAGCAGACCACAAAGACUUUCACACAAAAAGCAUCGAAAAUGAUACACCGUUCCUGUACUGUCUUCUCAGUCAACCUGAUGGAAAGCCCUUAUCUUGUCCUCCUGCUAUGCGCCUAGUAACCACAUACAGAAACGCACAAGCCAAACGUUAUUUGCUAAGAGGAGACUCCGAGGGCUCAGUUUUGCUUUGGGCUAUACCGGAUAUAUCACCUGCCCAGCUGGAAGCUAUAAGAUCGCAAGCACCGUCACAACCAGUGACUGCGUCAGCUACAGUUAUUACUAGUUUAACUAGUGCAUGGAAAUCCGUAAGGCCGGAUCCUAUGGGUGUUUUGGACCAAGUCGAGCGACAAGAAAGGCAAACAAUCAAAUUAACCGCCAGCAUUUACCUACCUCUUCAGUGUAGAUUGGUAGUAGGGAGGGAGGACGGGUCGAUUAUUAUUGUUCCAGCGACUCAAACUGUAAUGUUGCAACUGUUACACGGGAACCAUCAACAGUAUAAUAAUUGGCCUCCACACCAGAUUUUAUCAGGCCAUCAUGGCCGGGUCAACUGCUUGCUUCACCCACACAGGGAGCACCCAAGGUAUGAUAGGAACUAUCUUGUAUCAGGAGGUGUGGAUUUUGCUGUAUGUCUUUGGAAUUUAGUCACCGGCCAAUUACUGCACCGCUUUUGUGUACAUGCUGGUGAAAUUACUCAGCUCAUGGUACCGCCUGAAAACUGUAGUGCAAGAAUCCAGAAAUGCAUUUGUUCUGUAGCAUCCGAUCACUCAGUUACAUUACUGAGCUUGGCUGAGCGGAAGUGCGUAUGUCUCGCCUCGAGACACUUAUUUCCAGUAACGACGAUAAAGUGGCGACCCAAGGAUGAUUUUAUGAUAAUAGGAUGUUCUGACGGUACCGUUUACGUUUGGCAAAUGGAAACUGGACAUUUAGAUAGAGUGCUACAAGGUAUUGCCGCAGAAGAAGUUCUCUACGCCUGCGAAGAAAACGAGGACGCAGGUUCUUCUUCAGAUAUGGGUCUAGCAAAUCCAGCAGUACAUUUCUUCAGAGGGUUAAGGCAUAGAAACUUAUCAGCGAUUAGGCACGCGACUCAGCGGGGACUGCACCAACUGCAACAGUUGAACGCACAUACGGAGGCUGGUGAUCCUCAUGCCAGAAGGGUGCAUGGACAGACGUCUUUGGGAGUGCAAGGAUUUAGGACAAACCCUAAAGAUCCAGAAAGUCAUAUUCUGUUCUUCGAUAUAGAAGCUUUAAUUAUAGAGCUUUUAAGUGAGGAAUACUCCAUGAUGUCCCCUGGUAGUCUGGAGGCCGCGGGACUUAUUUCUCAAUCUGAGUACCUUAAGGUAGCAGCAUUAACCCAAAGCGCCAGUCCAGAUGCACAUAAAAAAAUUGCCGACUUUUUUGGAAAAGUCAAGGAUAAGGCAGAAAAUAUGGAGAAGAUGAUUAAAGAAAAAGAUAAACAUGGGAUUUUGGCUAAAAUGAAAGAGGGUGCCGAACAAGUGCAAACUAAAAUACAAGCAAGAGCUGAAAUGAUGCUUAAAGGAUCGGAUGUAAAUAAAGAAAACUCCGACUCAACCAAAGAAAAACCUAGACCGGGAAGCCUAGGUGCAUUGGAUACCUCCCAUGGUAUGGAAAUAGCCCAGCUGUUACUGUCCCUACUUCAUUCUUGGGGCCUGGAUGAUGACCUGGACCGGGUUUGUCAAGUCAAACUAGGGCUACUACGCCCUAUGGUGCCCCUUUCCUUUGGAGUUUUAUCCAAAGCAAAUCACAUGUCGUUGUUUUUGCCCACAUGGCAUAAUACGAUACCAUUGGAGGACGAACCGGUAUCGGACCAUCAAGAUUUAGAAGUUAGUUUACCACCGGAAUUGGUGAGGAGAGAAAAGCUGACUAGAAUAUUUACAAGCAGGACUCACUGGGAGCUCAGUACUACUCUAACCAGCAACCACUUACUCGCAAUCAUUGCCCUUAGUCAUACCCUCAUGAGCAUGAGCAACGCCACCUUUGUGCCUGAACAAGAGAGAAAUAGAAAGCUUCAUAGGCAAUCAACCAGAGUUAACUGGAGCAGAGCAGAUGAGGAACAAGAAGAUAUGUAUACCCAACAACAGGCGCAAAUCAAGCAAGGCUGGUCCUUGUUGGCGACCCUCCAUUGUGUUUUGUUACCAGAUAAGGUGGUUGAACAUGGAGCAAAACAUUUUAAAAGGCCACAAGUCGAGAUGAUGGCCAAAAGGUGGCAGCAUCAUUGCGUGGAAGUGCGCGAGGCAGCUCAGACAUUGCUUCUUGCGGAACUUUCAAGAAUGGGUCCUAAAGGAAGAAAGCAGCUAGUCGAUGCAUGGGCUCAGUACCUGCCUUUAUACACGCAAACUGAAACGAUAAAUCAGCAGGCGGUCAAUCAACCUAAUGCUCAGAAUCAUGUCAAUUCAAACGGGCCUAAUACUCCUGAUCCAGUGGAUGAAGAUUUUGAAGAAGAAGAAGAGGAGCAAGUUAGGAAACCUUCCAGUUUGACAGAGUUAAAGCGUAAGCAAUCGACAGCCGUCAUUUUAUUGGGGGUGAUAGGAGCAGAAUUCGGACAGGAUAUUACCAGUUGUGAUAAUUCCAAAAAGAGAAUAGCAGAAGAUAGGAGAAAGAAUUCUGUUGUAGAAGGAUUUGGCUCAGGAAAUAACAAUUUAGCGAGGCUAACAGCAAUGGCGCUAUCUCAUUUGCUGCUCGCACCACCGUCACCUCGAUUGCCCGCACAUAUUCCACUCAGGAGGGCAGCAAUCGACCUGAUUGGUCGAGGAUUUACCGUAUGGGAACCGUUCCUUGAUAUUAGCAAAGUAUUAAUAGGUUUAUUAGAGCUCUGUUCAGAAGCAGACAAGUUAGUACCCAGUAUGACUUACGGAUUGCCCCUGACUCCACAAGCAGAUUCCUGUAGGACGGCCAGACAUGCGUUGACACUUAUAGCUACUGCAAGACCAGCGGCCUUUAUAACGACCAUGGCGAAAGAAGUGGCGCGGUAUAAUGCCAUGCAACAGAACGCGCAGACGUUGAACGUCAACAUGUUAACUAACAGCGUGCUGCACAAAGCAAAACCGGAAAUUCUUAGGGGCGUGGAGCUGCUCAUCGAGAAAAUGCCUACUGAGAUGAGCGAUCUUUUAGUACAGGUAAUGGAUAUUAUUCUGCACUGUUUGGAUCCUAGUCAAUUAAAAAAUAAGGGACUGCAAGAUGUGUUUCCUGCUGUUUGUAAAUUUAACCAAGUCUCCCAUUGUCCCACUACAAGACGGAUAGCAGUGGGAUCAGGCAGCGGUACCUUAACGAUCUACGAACUUCGACAAGGAAAAUACACCACGAUUCAGGCUCAUUCAGGGCCUGUAACUGCCUGCGCGUUUAGUCCGGACGGGAAAUUUUUGGUCAGCUACGCAUGUUCAGAGAACAAACUUAGUUUUUGGCAAACAAGCACAGGUAUGUUUGGUUUGGGGCAAUCCCAAACGAAAAACGUCAAAUCUUACAGCACUGCACCGAUAGCGGACGUUGCCCGACUAAAUCCGAUGCGACUCGCUCGACUCAUCUGGAUUAAUAAUAGAACAGUCACGCUGAUGUUAGCUGACGGCUCCGAAACAAGGUUCAACGUGUAACGAGGGGAUAAAUUAGCUCAACGUGAUUCAAGUUUUUCAAAUGUUGUCCCUAUGUCGCCGCACUGUAUAGAUGAGAGCUAGUCAACAAGGAAAUUAAAUAUUCUGGAAACCUUGGUAAAACCGCAGACAAUAAUUUGAAAAAUGACGAUCGAUUAGGGACUGCCGUAGUCCAUGAUAAAUGUUAGGAAAAAAUAUGAAGACAUGUAUUAUUGUUUGUUAAAUUUUAUCUUUAAAUAGAUGUGGUUCGAGGGAUAGUGGUUGGAGCUGUUGGGACAACAAGAUCUUAUAAGUUUCAAGGUUUACUAAUUAUGAGUUUUCUUCGGUAUGAAUUAUAAUCCUCGAACUGAACUAUCUCUCGUACCUAAAAGACAGAUUCCACGUUACUGUAUUAUAUAGGUGUUUCAGCGCGAUCUUCGUGUGUCUUACAGUUGAGAAUAUUAUCCUUUACUCUAUAUCCGUUCCCGAAAUAUAGGGUCAUCCAAAAA
Messenger RNA from Anthonomus grandis grandis, 5112 nucleotides. It is a transcript of the gene Rbcn-3B, whose product is annotated as WD repeat-containing protein 7. Gene Ontology annotation, molecular function: protein binding. Lineage: Eukaryota; Metazoa; Arthropoda; Insecta; Coleoptera; Curculionidae. Gene Ontology annotation, cellular component: cytoplasm. The record is from RefSeq and is a predicted model, not a curated record. The transcript is spliced from 31 exons. The coding region runs from base 134 to 4627 and encodes 1497 amino acids.